GAGCAUGAGUUUUCUGCUUAUCAAAUAUUGCAAGAGAUGAAAAACACCACAUCCCAUGCCCCCAGCAUCAAAAGGGUUGGCAACACCUGAGUUGCAUGCACCCCUGAUCCCUGCCAGACCAAGAGGCAUGUGAUGCUGAAGCACGUGGAUUGUCUCACCCCUUCUCCCACUGGACAAGCUCUCAUCUCACAGCAAAAGAUGCCACAGUCCAUGCCCAGUAGCACCAUGCCAGCAGUAUUAGCAAACAGACCUCAGAGACUCAGCUGCCCUUUUAAUCACAGAAGUUCUUGUUUUCUCUCAGUGUCAGUGGCUGUUGCUCCAGCCCAGGCUUUUAAACAUGUUAUUCCUGGACUAACGAAAACUUGAAGUGCUGCUUACCCUGCAAGACCAAAUUUAUGGAUGAGGAGACAACUUCAGCCUGCCAGUAUGUUCUUGAGGAAGAAGUGCAGAUAUGGAUCACGUAAGCUGCAGUUUCUCUUGUUGUUUCUGAUGCUGGGUUUUUUGCUACUGAUGGUUACAACGCUGAAUCCACCACCCAGCAACCAGAGCAAGGAAGGGACUUUCCAGCCUGUGGAGUUCAACCCCCGGGAAGGGUAUCAGAUGGACUUUGUGGAGACCCAAGAGAUGCUGGAAACCCAGGAGGAGAGCCAGCAGUAUUACCCUUUGGAUGGUCUAUCGCCUUUCAUCUCCCUGCGGGAGGAUGAGCUGAUCAUGGCCGUCGUGUCGCCCACCGGCAAAAGGAACCACAGCAAGGCCAGGAAGGGCUAUCGCGUGGUGAAGCAGCAGAGCAGGCGGCCGGAGGGGAAGGCAGAGGGGGGCCCCGAGUCCCAGCCGCUGCCCAUUCCCCUGCAGGAUGGGCAGGGGGCUGCUGCGGGGGAGCGGCCGCUCGGCCUUGAAACCCACGGCUUUAACGAGGUGCUCAGCGAGCGGAUCGCGCUGCGCCGGGACCUGCCUGAGGUACGACACCCGUUGUGCCUACAGCAAAAAUAUGACUCCAGUCUGCCUACUGCUAGUAUCAUCAUCUGUUUCCAUGAUGAAGCCUGGUCUACUCUGCUGAGAACUGUGCACAGCAUUAUGGAUACUGCCCCAAAGGCUUUCCUCAAGGAUAUCAUCCUAGUGGAUGAUCUCAGCCAACAAGGGCCCCUGAAGUCAGCUCUGAGUGAAUACAUCUCCAAGCUGGAUGGUGUGAAGCUCAUCCGGAGCAACAAGAGGCUUGGAGUUAUCCGCGGUCGGAUGCUGGGAGCUGCACGGGCUACUGGAGAUGUGCUUAUCUUCAUGGAUUCACACUGCGAGUGUCAGAAGGGCUGGCUGGAGCCCCUCCUGGCCAGGCUCUCCAGCAACCGAAACAGUGUCAUCUCCCCUGUUAUAGAUGUCAUAGACUGGAAGACCUUUCAGUACUAUCACUCUGUGGGGCUGCAUCGAGGUGUUUUUGAUUGGAAAUUAGAUUUUCAUUGGGAACCAGUGCCAGAGCAUGAAGAGAAGGUACGACAGUCUCCCAUCAGCCCUAUCAGGAGUCCAGCAGUAGCUGGUGCAGUGGUGGCCAUGGAUCGACAUUACUUCCAAAAUACUGGAGCUUAUGAUUCUGACAUGACCAUGUGGGGAGCAGAAAACCUGGAACUAUCUAUUAGGACCUGGCUCUGUGGUGGCUCUGUAGAAAUUAUCCCAUGCUCCCGAGUUGGGCAUGUCUAUCGAAAUCACUUCCCCCGUGCUUUCUCCUAUGAAGAGGCCAUUGUGAGGAACAAAAUCCGAAUAGCAGAGACCUGGCUGGGCUCAUUUAAAGAGAACUUCUACAAGCAUGACACAGUGGCUUUCUUAAUCAGCAAGGCAGAGAAGCCAGACUGCAGUGAGCGCCUUCAGCUACAGAAGAGACUGGGCUGUAGAAAUUUCCAGUGGUUUCUAUCAAAUGUGUACCCUGAACUCUCCCAACCUGGAGACAAACCAAGAUUUUCUGGCAAGCUUUACAAUACUGGUGUUGGCUUCUGUGCAGAUUAUAGGCCUGGAAGAGCUACUGCAGAAGGCUCUAUUGAACUCUCCCCUUGCAGUGACAGUCUCACUCAGCGCUUUGAAUACAACAGCAUGAAGGAAAUCUGGCUUGGUUCUGCUCCGCUGCUUUGCUUUGAUGUCAGACACGGGAAGGUCAUCCCUCAAAACUGUACAAAGGAGACACACAACAGCACCCAGCACUGGGAUGUCCAGGAGAAUGGAAUGAUUGUCCAUGUCCUUUCUGGUAAAUGCAUAGAGGCAGCAAAGAGUGAAGAUGAGAAGGACUUGUUUCUGUAUGCAUGUAACCAGAACGCGAAUCAGGUGUGGCAAUUUGAACGCUCCCAUGGGCUACGUCAGAGGUGACUGACAGGUCUCUGCAGAGGUCAAGUCUCCAAAGUUUAACAUUACUUCUGCUUGGGAUUUAAGAUGCAUUUCCUGCAAGGACAAGAAAGAUGUUUGUGUUUGCUGUAGCAUGCAGGGAAGUCAGGAAUAUCUCUUGUUUAAAAACCCGGCUCCUGGUUAAUCCAGCUCUAGCUAAAAUUUCUAUUUAUUCUGUGAAGCAGGGAAUAGAGAGAUUGUGAGAAUCAACUCUCAACUCUGCUAUUGCAGAAGACAGUUAAGUUUGCUCUUUGAAGGAAACAUGGAUAAUUGGCUGCCAGACAGCUUGUCUUCAGUAUAUGCUGUGACUUUUGAGGAUACAGGGAAAAAAGUGAGAUUUUUGAAACUAAGAGGAAGCCAGCCAAACCAGGACAGGAGUUCAGCCUUUCUUUACAGUGCCCUCGACUCAUAUAAAACAAAGUAGGUUUUGUAUGUAUAAAAGUAAUAGAUGUUUCCACGUGUAAUUGCAAAAAUUUUGUUUUCCAAUUAGACUGAGCCAAAUUUAUACUCUCUGGGAGAUUACACAGAGCAUAAAUUAACAUUUAAUUAGGCACUAAAUGCUCUGAUUGACUUGGACUAUUAACAGUCCUCAGUGUUUGGCACACCCUUCCUUAAAUCCUUGUCCACAGUCUAACAUGGAUGGGAGAAUGAAACUGAAAUAUUAACAACUUUUUUUGUUGUUUUAAUUAUAUUUAAGGACAGCUCCUCAGGAAACUUUUGUGGUAGUAAGGAGGGUAACAACGUCUCUGCUUAUUUGGGAAUAGAAAGAAUCGGCGGCAUCCAUUUGCUCUUGUAAAGCCAUGGGAUGAGCUUACUAUUAUAUUAUUAAUACUAUUAUUAUUAUAGUAACAGAAGUGCUGGCUGAAAACAACAAGUGAAGGGAAACAGCCAGUUUCAAUAGUGGCUACCUAGGAAGGAAAUACUGGUUUGCUUCCAUUUGCUUGCAGCCUGAGUUAAGUCUUUCAAGAUGUCAGUUUUAGCCAAGAUUGUGUAUAUUCUUGCUGCCGUGGGUCUUCAAGAUGAUCCUGAGAAGACCAAAUUUUCUAAAGAAGCAUCUUCUGUAGAGCCUGCAUUGCUGCUGACCUGCUGUCUUUCAAAGGAGUGAAUGAGAGAUGAGGUUAAGUAACAAGAAUGGUCUCACACAGUAUGAACUUAGCAAAGCAAACUUCCACUUCAGUAUCUCAUUAAGGUACCUUCCUUUUUGAAGAUAAAGUCAAUAAUGAUGACAUUUUCCAAGAGCCUGCUAAGACAGAAGAACAAAGAUUUGGGAGUCCUCCCCGCAUCAACACAUCUGAUUUAUAGUCUAAAUCAAUCAUAAUCCUACGUACAUAUUAAAGGGGAAGGGCAUCAUUAAUGAAACUCACUUAGUUUUUGAAUUCUUUUCAAAGGACAGAAAUUUGUGUGGUUUUUUUUAAAUGUACAGCACAUUGUUUAAACUUUAGAGAAAGGAAGGAAUAACAGAUUAUUCUGCUAAGAGCCUUCCAGUCACCUGCUCUCAGUAAAUCAUAAUAAAUUGGUAUCAAGCAUAUAAAAUUGGUUACAAAGGAGGACACGAAGAGUAUUCUCUGUUGUGUUGUCCAAAACAUCUCACAGUGUCUAACUCUCUGUCUACUUUGAGUGCUACAGAUUCCACAGUGUUCAGGCAUCACUCCAAUCCUCUUGAUUACCACUUAGGCUUUCUUUGACAGCAUCAGAAUCUAUUACUAUUUCUGCUGUGUCAUUUAAAAUUUCUUGUGACAUUCUGGAAAAUGCUUUAAUUUUCAGCUAAGAUGAUGAUAGCAACCUCUUCCAGAACACCAAGUGAUCCCUGACCAUUGCCCAAAUCUAGGGUGAGAACGGACAAUUUUUAAAAUUGCAUAAAAGAGUAAAAUGCUGUUUUAAUGACGUGUGAUUACUUUAUUUUAAAUUAUGAGUAUGCCAGAUUUUUAAAUUAUGUACUAUUUAUUAUAUUUUGGACAGUACACUGGGAAUAUAAUUCCUUCAGAAUUUAGGUAAAUGUUUAAAAAAUGUGUAUACAAAUAUGGUAAUUGACCACAAGUGAUAUUUAUCACAAAGAAGAAUGAAAAUAUUUUUGGUUUAGAGAGGAAAUGUUUGGAAUUUCGGAGACAUAGACAUCUUCAUUUAUACUACUUUUUAACAUAGUAGUAAAAAUCUGUAACCUAAUGUUUGUUUUAGAAAUAAAAUGAAGAUCGAUGGUGCAGUACCAUUUAGAAAAUAAUUGUUAAUUCACUUGUUUCACUUAGUAACAGAGUAAAUGUGUGUUUGGUUUCCAAGGAAACUAAAUUCCAGAGUAUGGGCCAGAAGGGAAUAUGGAUUGUGGAGCACACUUCCCUCUAGUAUAAACAUAACUUAUUAAGCACAAAUUAAAAAAAAAAAAAAAAA
This is a messenger RNA of Sturnus vulgaris (Common starling), 4743 nucleotides long. RefSeq names its product polypeptide N-acetylgalactosaminyltransferase 15 (gene GALNT15). Gene Ontology annotation, biological process: protein O-linked glycosylation. The record is from RefSeq and is a predicted model, not a curated record. Gene Ontology annotation, cellular component: Golgi apparatus. Lineage: Eukaryota; Metazoa; Chordata; Aves; Passeriformes; Sturnidae. Gene Ontology annotation, molecular function: polypeptide N-acetylgalactosaminyltransferase activity.